This is a messenger RNA of Balaenoptera acutorostrata (minke whale), 1850 nucleotides long. RefSeq names its product transmembrane protein 199 (gene VMA12). The transcript is spliced from 6 exons. Gene Ontology annotation, cellular component: endomembrane system. NCBI's taxonomy places the organism in Eukaryota, Metazoa, Chordata, Mammalia, Artiodactyla, Balaenopteridae. Bases 32 to 658 code for a protein of 208 amino acids. Gene Ontology annotation, biological process: vacuolar proton-transporting V-type ATPase complex assembly. The record is from RefSeq and is a predicted model, not a curated record.
CGGGGUCACCUGACCCUAAAGUGGGCUAGUCAUGGCGUCUUCCUUGUUAGCUGGCGAGCGACUUGUACGCGCUUUGGGCCCCGGCGGGGAGCUGGAGCCAGAGCAGCUGCCCGGGAAGCUGCGGGCAGAGCUUGAGGCCGUGCUAGGGAAGAAGCACAAGGGCGGCGAUCGCUCGGCUGGCCCCGCUCGCCUGGUUUCUUUCCGCCUGAUCCGGGACCUGCAUCAGUACCUGAGAGAAAGGGGUUCCACACUAUACCUUCAUGAGCUCCUAGAAGGCAGUGAAAUCUAUCUCCCAGAGGUUGUGAAGCCUCCUCGGAACCCAGAGCUAGUUGCCCGUCUGGAGAAGAUUAAGAUACAGCUGGCCAAUGAGGAAUAUAAGCGGAUCACCCGCAAUGUCACCUGUCAGGAUUCAAGGCAUGGUGGAACCCUCAGUGACCUGGGAAAGCAAGUGAGGUCAGUGAAGGCUCUGGUCAUCACCAUCUUUAACUUCAUUGUCACGGUGGCAGCUGCCUUCGUCUGCACUUACCUUGGAAGCCAGUAUAUCUUCACAGAAAUGACCUCGCAGGUACUGGCAGCAUUGAUCGUGGCCUCUGUGGUGGGUCUGGCUGAGCUGUACAUCAUGGUGCGGGUGAUGGAAGGUGAGCUGGGAGAGCUGUAACCGUGCUUCAUCAUCAAAGUCUGGAGACUCCAGGCUCCCAGCUGCCAAUCACUGAUUCUCAGUCAACCCAUCAGGCUCUUUGUACUCAGCUCCGGUUAGUCAGAGGGCCGAGCCAAGACCACCUGCUGUUCCUGCGGGGAGCCCCAUCCUCUGUCAAUUUACAAAGUGGGCAGUAGAGGAGACUCAGACAACGACUGGAAAGAACUGGUCUAGCUGUACAUUCUCCUGAACCCGGUGCCCAUCUGCCUUCUACAGUCCAUUCUGGGCAUUGCUGGGGCUGGGUUUUUUUUUUCCAUUGCAAGUAAAGACCUGUAAUUUAGAUCAGGAGACUCCAAGAAAGCAGAAGGGAUUCCCUUUCUUCAGUUUGUGCUGGAAGAGGAACCAAUUAGAGGACAUCAAAUAAGAGAAAGCUGGGUGGUACAGGAUGGUGGAAUCAGAAGCAAGGCAGCUACCUUUUUGGAAUCUUAGUUUCUGUCUUCAUCUUCUUCCUUCUGCUUGCCUUGCUCAGAUUUUCUAUAUGCUUCUGCCUGUCUCCACCACUCACCAGCCCUCCUUAAACCUCCCGCCUUCCUAUCACCCUUUGCUCUGCUUCCAAAAAUGAAAACAGUUCAGAUGGCAAAACAGUAUGUUUGCUUUUAAUUGCAAAACCCCUUGUGCUUGUUUGUAUUUGUGGGGAGAGUAUGCCUACUGUGAAUUGUCUCAACUAAUAAAGGGAGACAUUCUUGGUAGACGGGACUAUUUUCAGAUUUAACUCUAUGUAUAAUUAUGUAAAUAUGAGUAUACACUUUAUAAGAUACAUGAUAUGUGUACAUAUUGUUAUACAUAAGCCUAAUGUAGGUUAUUUUAUGUGGAUUCUUAAACAUGUUUGGGUAAGUGCAAAACAAUAGUAUGUAAAAGUUCACAGUUGACUAAUUGUUUUACAUGAUUGCUUUUUGUCUUCACUACAAUCCUGGAGGUUGGAAAAGGAAGUGGUUUUAGGCCCCUUUUCCAGAAGGCAAAACUGAGGCUGAGAGAGGUCAAAUGAUCAGCUUUGGUCCUUCCUCUUGUUAAAUGGAGCCAAAGACUCCAAGGUUGUCCUGAAGUCUCUAUGUAAUGUUAAACUUCUAAGAACUUAGAUUAGUGGUGUAUUGAUAGAAUCUGUAUAAGACAUUUAGAAAUUAUAGCAGCAUUAUUAUUUAUCCAAUAAAUAUUU